GAAACGCUUCAGAAGCAAGUGAGUCAGAAUCAGAGAAGGAUAACAGGGAGUUAACAGGUUUAAGGGAGGUAGAACCAAAAAGACUAUACAUUUCACGUAAAGAGACAAGAAAGGAAGGUUCAUGGGAAAUUUCAACAUCAGCAAAGAAAAUUAUUAAGAGUUGCAGGUUAGAUGCGUUUUUAUCAAGAAGAACAACAGAAAAGAACAAUAAGGAGUUUGAAUCAUAUCAAAAAGGUUUCUUGUCAGCAGAAAGACUGUUACUAGCAGCACUAGCUCUAUUGGACGCAGUUCAAGAGUCUGGAGUCCCAGAACAUUUUAUAAACAGUGAAUUAAGAUCAAAAUUAGUUAGUAGAAUAGAAGACUCUAUCUACUUACUACAACAUAAAGCAGAAGUAUCAGGGUUCAUAGAAGGCAAAACUUGGCAAAAUCAGCAAAUUGGAACAAAAAACUCAUCGAAGCUUGCAAGUCAAUUGAUGACAAAGAAGACACUGGCUGGUUAUUUGGGUCUGAAAUUAGAGAAGUCAUUUGUCAGAAAGCUAAAUUCACAAAAAACAAUAGUAGAUUGGCAGAAGGAAGAGGCAGAGGGUCACAUAAUAGGUUCACCUCGGCCUCGGGCACAUAUCAUGGAACAGUUAGAAGAUUCAGUCAAUUCAGAGGCACAAGAAGUCUCCCAAACUACAACACUACAAGAUCUAUACAGAACAGAGAGGAAUGAGGAAGAGAGAGAUCCAGAAAAUUCAACCAGGUCGAAGGCUUUCAGAAUUCUUAAAAAAUUGGCAAAGGUUAACAAAGGAUCAAUGGGUAAUAAGUAUAAUAAGAGAGAGUUUGGAUCUGGACCUAAAACACCAUCCAAGCAAGGUUCAUUACAAAAGAAAAGAGAGAAAGGAAGAUGA
Molecule: messenger RNA, 893 nt
Organism: Cetraspora pellucida
Lineage: Eukaryota; Fungi; Glomeromycota; Glomeromycetes; Diversisporales; Gigasporaceae
Source: the annotation of a GenBank genome assembly